Molecule: messenger RNA, 1923 nt
Organism: Seriola dumerili (greater amberjack)
Lineage: Eukaryota; Metazoa; Chordata; Actinopteri; Carangiformes; Carangidae
Gene: bag5
Product: BCL2 associated athanogene 5
Exons: 3
Coding region: 167-1627 (486 amino acids)
Biological process (GO): regulation of inclusion body assembly; negative regulation of protein ubiquitination; protein stabilization
Cellular component (GO): cytosol; nucleus; membrane
Molecular function (GO): adenyl-nucleotide exchange factor activity; protein-folding chaperone binding
Source: RefSeq, a predicted model, not a curated record
GAGUCAAGAAAACGCCAACAAAUGGCGUUAAUUCACAUUUAUUAAGCAAAGAGAAACUCCGUGUUAGUUCAUACUCGUGAGCAGGAAAGUAACUAGUGGAGGUAGCUAGGUAGGCUAAUGUUUAGCUUUAAUCAGAGGAGGUGCGCACUUUUCCGCAACAGUUCAGAUGGCUGUACGCUGGCUUUGCAGCCUGUUUGGGAAGCCCUUUGAUGGUGGGAAAAGGAUGGACCAUGGCGGUCCACAGCAGCAGCAACACCAUCCAAUGGAGCAGCAGCAUCAGCCGUACAAUCCGCAGCACCCUGCGAUGAUGCGGCUGUAUGAGGUCCAGAAGGAGGUGGCGUCUCUGGGGCCUCAGGUCUGCACCUUCAGUGGCCUGCAGAACGACCGCGACUACAAGCGUCUGGAGAGAGAGCUGACCCGGCUGCUGCUGGAGGUGGACCAGGUAGACACGGAGGGCAAACCGGAGCUGCAGGGGGCACGAAAGAGGGCAGCGCAGGAGGUGGAGGGCCUCCUGCGGUACCUGGAGGAGAAUGCCACUCAUCCAUCCCGUGUGGCCAUUGAGCAGCUGAGCAACGAGGCACGGCAGCUGGUGGACGAACGCGUGGUGGCGCCUCAACGUGCCGGCGGGGUGGCUGAAAUAAACGACGAGCUGGUGGACGCCCUGCAGGAGCUCGUGCUGAGGCUCACCCAGGUCAAGACCGAAGGCAGGGUGCCGCUGCGCAAAGCACGUUACCGGGCGCUCACGCGCUUGUGUGCAGUACAGGACGUGAUCGAGGGGCGCACGCAGCAGCAGACCCUCUCCCUGCCGCUGUCCGGAGACACCCAUGAGGCCGUGCACUGCAUCAACCAGGUGAUGGUGAAGGUGAGCGUGGCCCGCAGUCAACUGGUGGCCCUGCUGAUGGGCCUGAGCGGGAGGGACAGCUGCGCCCACCUGUCACGCAUCCUGACGGAGAUGCAGGUAGAGCUGGACGCGCUGGAUGUUUCCGGGAACGCAGCGAUCAGAAAUUACAGGAAACAGGUUGUGGAGGAGAUAAACGGGCUGCUGAAACAUCUGGACCUGGAGGGGGAGGGAGACGACACGCGCAGGUAUGAUUUGGCACAAAACAACUCCAUACGUGAGAUCGAGGCUGUGCGAGCUCACGUGUCACACCUGCGAGAGGGCAUCCUGCGACACUGCGCCAUGGGCGACCUCGGCUUCAGACCCAAAGCUGAGCUGCAAGGCAUGCUCACGCACCUGGACCAGGUGGACACGGCCAAGAACCCGUGCAUCAGAGAGGCUCGCCGCCGCGCCGUGGUGGAGGUCCAAGCUGUCAUCACCUUCCUGGACCUCCGUGAGGCCCUUGCCCGCCGCCAGCCAGGCCCCAACGAGCACCCGUCACACCGGGCCGUGUGGCUGGUCCUAGGCAGCCUCUCGGACCUCCAGGCCCAGGUGCUGGGCUUUGACGGCAAGCGGGUCGACAAGAGCUACAUGAUGCUGGAGGAGCUACUGACCAAGCAGCUGUUGGCGCUGGACGCCGUGGACCCGCUGGGCGACGAGACGACCAAGGUGGCGCGGAAGCAGGCGGUGAAGUUCGCCCAGAACAUUCUCAACUACCUGGACAUGAAGACAGACGAGUGGGAGUAUUGAUUCAAUAAAAAACACAGUGUGGGAGACGUGGGCUGGGACGUCGCUGCAGGAAGCUGAUAAUGUGUGUAAAUAAAAAAAAACGGUACGUUAUCAUUCCACGGGCUGUAAAUAUUGACUCAAAUCCCCAGAAUGCACUGCAGCAGCGCUUUUCUUUGGUCUCUUUGUGGUAGUCGUGGCUGACCCCGCUGAGAAGUCAACAACACAGAACUCCUUUUGUGAAACACACUUUCAAAAACAAUUUUUUUUUGUGCUUUUUGAAGAUUUUCUUUUUAAAAUCUCCAAUAUAUAUAUGUGUG